Molecule: messenger RNA, 3106 nt
Organism: Eleginops maclovinus (Patagonian blennie)
Lineage: Eukaryota; Metazoa; Chordata; Actinopteri; Perciformes; Eleginopidae
Product: NUAK family SNF1-like kinase 1
Exons: 7
Coding region: 369-2498 (709 amino acids)
Biological process (GO): intracellular signal transduction; protein phosphorylation
Cellular component (GO): cytoplasm
Molecular function (GO): protein serine/threonine kinase activity; ATP binding
Source: RefSeq, a predicted model, not a curated record
CCCUCCUGCUGCUGAUAAGCCCUGGAAGACCCAAAAUGAUCCCAAAGGACUGUGACGCGCCGGGAUGUUGCUAUGAGAGCUACUUUAGGAAUGAGCAGGCUCCACCCAUCGCUCCUGUUGCAGAGUUUCAGAGGGGAGUGUUGAAGAGGAAUAGGCCUACACAGCUGCUGCUCAAUGGACCGGAUGGGUUUCAUAUGCUCAUUUUAAAACCAAAAUACUAGGUUGUGACUUUGUUAACGCUCUUCAUCAACAACUGCUUGUCGCUACAACACACUUUGGCUGAUCUAGCUUUGUGAUCAAAGUACUUCGGGGAUCCAGUUCCAGAAAGGGCUGCUUCUCAGGACAGGUGCACACAGUGCGCAGGGAGGAUGGGCAGGCGUGAGGCUGACAGCAGAGGCGCAAUGAACACCAGUGACUGCUCCGAGCUCGGUUGCCCGCGGGACGUGACAUACAGCGGCAUCCGUGCCGUUGAGAAGUCCACGGUGAUGGGAAGCCACCGUGCCUGCAGCGCGGACAAGCGGCAAAGAGACCAAGACAUGGAGGCGGCGGCGUGCCCGGCUCCAAAUGUCACAGAGCCGACUGAAGUAAAGAAGCACCAGCACAAACACAAUUUGAAACACCGCUACGAGGUGAUGGAGACUCUUGGGAAAGGCACCUACGGCAAAGUGAGGAAGGCGGUGGAGAGAGCAAGCCUGAAAACUGUGGCGAUAAAGUCAAUACGCAAGGAGCGUAUCACAGAUGAUCUGGACAUAAUUCACAUCCAGAGAGAGAUUGAGAUCACCUCCUCGCUCAGGCACUCCAACAUUAUACGCUUUCAUGAGGUGUUUGAGAGCCGGGAUAAGAUUGUGAUAGUGAUGGAGUACGCCAGCAGGGGAGAGCUGUACGAUUACAUUCAGGAGAGGAGGAGACUGCCUGAAACAGAAGCCAGAAGCAUCUUCAGACAAAUCACAUCUGCUGUCCACUACUGCCACAAGCAUGGCGUUGUGCAUCGCGACCUCAAGCUGGAGAACAUCCUUUUGGAUCAAGAUUUUAACGUAAAGCUGGCUGACUUUGGCCUUUCGAAUUAUUUCCAGAAGGGCACUCUUCUGCAGACCUACUGUGGAAGUCCACUUUAUGCUGCCCCGGAGAUAGUGAAUGGACUGCCCUACCAGGGGCCAGAGGUGGACUGCUGGGCGCUGGGGGUGUUGCUUUAUGCCCUGGUGUACAGCAGCAUGCCAUUCAAUGGGGCCAGCCUCACCACACUUACAGAGCAAAUCAGCCAAGGUCGCUACAGCAGACCCAACCCCCAAUCAGACGCCUGCGCUCUUAUCGACUGGUUGUUGACAGUGCGUGUGGACGAGAGGGCUACGAUAGAGGACGUUGCCAACCACUGGUGGGUGAACUGGGGUUUUGAAGAGAGUGUGUGUGACUGCCCUUCAUCCCCACACCAAGAAUGCCCCUCCCCCCUACUGGCACGUUACAUUGACUGGCAGAAUCGGGUCGCAGUGAGCAGCAACAUGACUGUUGACCCAGGUUGCCUAUCGUCAGACUCUUCCUGUCCACCUCAACUCUCACCGCACCCCUUUUACUUCAGCUUUCCUCUGACGAGUGAUCGAGGAGGAGGAGGAGGAGGAGGAGGAGGAGGAGGAGGAGGAGGAGGAAGGGUAUGCGGAAGAAUGUCAAGCCUGAGGAAGUCACGCAAAGAGAAUACAAUUCCUCAGACUGCACUUGGAGCUUGUGAUGCUGUUAGUGAAACAGCUGCCUCCUCCGCUGCGAUUUCCUCCACUCCUCCCAUUGAAAGAAAGAAACCCAAGGGUAUUCUUAAACCCCAAAGAAGUUUGGACUCAGUCUUUCAUAACCCUCCUAAAGAAAUCUUCUCCUCCCAACCAUGUAGAGCUGCUCCCAAGCCUUUUCGGACACAUUCACUUUCUCGCACACAUGCUGAUGUCCUAUCCACCAGCCUGCCACCUCCCUCAACAUUCUGUCAGCCCUCAACCAAAAUGCCCAAGAAGGGGAUACUGAAGAACUUGUAUGAAGGGGAAUCGGGUUAUGGCUCAGCCUCACAAAGGAGGAUCUCUGGAGCAGAAGUUAAAGAGGUAGAAGGUGCAGGUGAUUUAUGCUACCACAACCAGCACACUGGGCUCCCAGCGGCAGAAGACAGCCCUACCAUGCGCACUGAAGCAGUAAGAAGAAGGAAGGGGAUUCUGAAACGCAACGGCAAGUUCUCUCGCAGUCUGGAUCUUCACGAUGACCAGCACCCAGCACCUAUGAUAUUCCCUGAAGCUCUGCAGCAGCUUCUCCGGCACACAGGGGACGCCCAGGGUCGCCAUAGCCGCCCCUCAAGUGUGGUGAGCGAGGAUAGCCUCUUCUCUUCCGAUUCCUUUGACCUCCUAGACCUCAGCGCUCAAUCACGCCGCAGGAUUUUCUCUCGGGGGACGCAGCAAAGCGCGUGCAGCUCGGAGGAGGACCUGGAGGAGACGAGAGUUGAGUCACACAGAGUUAGUGGAGAAGGCUGCUGACAUAAGCCCAAGAAACAAGUGUGGUGAAAAAAGGGUUAAACACCAGUUCUUCAGUUGACAUUUCUGUAGCAAUCAGUGCCUGCCAGCUUGAAAAAAACAUCUGGAAAUGUUGCUUAUCACGAACAAGGAUUUUAUUAUGCAUUGUACUGUCUAUGUAAAGCACCAGUUCUUGGCAUAUUUGCUUGUAUUUAAUGAUAAAUGGAACUGCGAUCAAUGCCAUUUCAAUUGUAUUCUGAAUGCAAGGCAAUGCAGAAGGUGAGGCAAAGUGAAAUCUAUAACGGGAUCACGUGACCGAGUAAAUGUGGCAGAAUGGACUGUUUAAUCUACCCACUCUGACCUCAUCUGCAAUAGAUCCACUUUAUAGAUUUUACAGCAGAUUUCUCUUCUGAUAAGCCUUGAAAAUCUGAGUCUGGAUCUGUAAAGCACUGCAUGUUUUCUGAGCUGAUGCAAAGUAAAACAGAGGAAACAAAAUGUUUUAUUGCUUUCCCAUCCAACUAUUUUAUGGUCAUUUUGCACAUAAAACCCUACUGGUAAAGUUGGUGUAUCAAUAAAAGCAAAAUGUGACUAAGUGAAUUAGUGAAUAAAUUAUGACUUAGACGGAAACAUCA